Mercenaria mercenaria is the source of this 1145-nucleotide messenger RNA. RefSeq lists its product as uncharacterized. Lineage: Eukaryota; Metazoa; Mollusca; Bivalvia; Venerida; Veneridae. The record is from RefSeq and is a predicted model, not a curated record. The transcript is spliced from 7 exons. Gene Ontology annotation, biological process: signal transduction. Bases 21 to 1145 code for a protein of 374 amino acids.
UGGCAAGGAAUGAUGCAAAUAUGGAGACACUAGUAGAUCUUGGAGCCCUGGAACUUCUUGUGGAGUUGGGAAGAACUGGCGAUCAGACUGAGCAGAAUGAGAGUGUUGCAGCACUUUGGGCGUUAUGUUUCGAUGAAGAUAACCAGUCACUGAUUACGGGAAAAGCGGAACUUGGUGUUGUAGAUUUACUAGUAGAUUUAAAGCACUCGGAAAAUGAUAGUAUAAAGAAUUCAUGCAAUGGUGCAUUGUGGACAUUGAGAGAUGCUUUAAAGAAAUCAGUUUGUGAAAAAUACAAGAAAAUUGGUGAAGAGUUAGCUUCAAAGAAGGAAAACGUCAAUAUACUAAGAAGUAGGAAAGAAGCAGAAUCAAAUGAAGGACAUGUCAUGAUUUCAUACCAGUGGGCUGAUCAGCAUGUGCUGAAAAGUGUACGAGACAACAUCAAAGCUAGAGGAUAUAAGGUGUGGAUGGAUAUCGACAAGAUGAGUGGGUCCAUUCUCGAUGCGAUGGGUAAUGCUGUUGAAGGUGCUGUCGUGUUCCUUAUGUGUAUGUCUAACAAAUACAAGCAUAGCUCAGCUUGUAGAGCUGAGGCUGAAUAUGCGUUCCAGCUUCGCAAGAAAAUCAUACCCCUGAAGAUGGAACCUGGUUACAAACCAGAUGGGUGGCUAGGAGUUUUAUGUGGUGCAAAGUUAUACUUUGAGUUUAGCCCAAAAUAUGCAUUUAAAGACAAGAUGAAAGCAUUGCUCAAAGAACUUAAUCAAGUCUUUGGUGAAACUGCAGACACACCUGAUUCAGGGGAGAUAAUUAAACCUCAAACUGCAGUAGUUACCCAGCCAGCUGGAGCACAUGUAGUGGAACAUCCAGACACUGCCUCCACUUUGAGUGGAACAGUUGCUAGGAUAACUGUUUCCAAGACAACCAUUGAUAAAGUAAGGAAAUGGUCCAACACUGAUUUAAAAAAUUGGAUUGAAAGGAAUGGUUUGCAAACAUGUGGCAUCAAUGGCCUGACAGGGGGAGAGAUAGCACUUUUAGCAAGUAUGCGUGUGGAGUGCCCAGAAUUCUUCUACAAAUGCCUACAAGAUAUGCUCAAAGUGAAAGACUUGCUUACAAUGUCCAAGAUAGUUUGGGCUUUACAUGAUCUAUCUUAG